AUCCUUCCUUGACAUUGAGAAACGCCUUUGGUCUGCAGACAGAUCCUUCUUGUCGUUAAUUAUGUGGCUGGCCGGACAGGCACUUCUGUUGAAAUUCAACUGAUUGCUGUAAUUACUCAAGAGGGGUCAUGCCGAGUAUGCAAGGAAGAAGAGUGUGGUGGAGUUUUCUGCCAAAGCAUCUUAAGACUCCAUCAGACAGAUCAUCCAAAGGCAGGGAAACUGCUAUCAGGAUCUGAAAUAGCCUUUAUAUGCAUAUAAUCAGAGACCUGAAGUUCCUGUCAGUGAACAGGAAUGCAAGUACCGCGAUUUAACUCAUUAUUUAAUAUGAGGUUGUAAAGAAAGAAAUAGAUUCAUGAAAUCUGAGGGUGAAACGUUUUCCUUCGAUUUGAUGGACUAAAGUGGACUAAAUCCUCUUUUGCACUUCAUAUGGAUAUGUUUUUGCUGAGGACUAUUAUAUCCACCAUUGCUGUCAUCAUCGCUACUAAUUUUGAACUUUGCAUCUGUGGAUGUGCCCGUGCUGAAUAUGAAAUAAAAGGAGAAUGUUGCCCCAUGUGUGCCCCUGGGAACCGUGUUUAUUGGCAUUGUACUAUAGACACCAGUACAACAUGUGUUCCUUGUCCUCAAUCAACUUACACAGAUGAACCCAAUGGACUCACAAAAUGUUUUUCCUGCACUGUGUGUGAUACAGUCCAACACUUAAAAGAGAAAAAGGCCUGUACACGCUCUGCAGAUACAAUUUGUGAGCCUCAGGAAGGAUUCCAUUGCAUUAAACUAAAUAAAGACUCCUGUGCAUUAGCAGUGGAACACACUGAAUGUAAACAUGGACAAUAUAUCAAACAAACAGGAACAGCAUUUACGGAUACUGUAUGUGCUGGCUGCACAGAUGGAACUUAUUCAAAUGGCUCUCUGACAGCCUGCUUACCACAUACAAAGUGAGAAACUUUGGGAUUUACAGAAAUAAAAGCAGGAACAUCGUCCUCUGAUGCUGAAUGUGAGAAAGUGACUACGGUUGGUCUUAUAGUUGGAGUCACUAUUACAGUUCUUGUAGCUGCUGUGGCUGCUGUUAUAUCAGCAUUCAUCAUAUACAGAAAACAUAAAGCAAGGCGUUCUAAGAAAUCAGGUGACUGUCGCACCCCACAAGAAGCAACUGAGGAUGAUGAAACAACGUUUCAGACUCCGCUGAACCUACUUUGAUAAACCAGUGUUAACAGAAUCGCAACAUGUUUUUUUCUCCACUAAGAAACAGAAAAGUAUGUGCUGACAUAAAGGACACUUAUAAUGUUAAAGUGUAUGUUGAUUUUAUGAAUAUUGUUUUUAAAUUUAAAUAAUAAAACUUA
Messenger RNA from Carassius carassius (crucian carp), 1337 nucleotides. Its product is annotated as tumor necrosis factor receptor superfamily member 14-like. Gene Ontology annotation, biological process: positive regulation of T cell migration; defense response to Gram-negative bacterium; positive regulation of cytokine production involved in immune response. Bases 427 to 936 code for a protein of 169 amino acids. Lineage: Eukaryota; Metazoa; Chordata; Actinopteri; Cypriniformes; Cyprinidae. Gene Ontology annotation, cellular component: external side of plasma membrane. The transcript is spliced from 9 exons. The record is from RefSeq and is a predicted model, not a curated record. Gene Ontology annotation, molecular function: protein binding.